Impatiens glandulifera is the source of this 1282-nucleotide messenger RNA. Its product is annotated as acetylserotonin O-methyltransferase-like. Gene Ontology annotation, biological process: methylation. NCBI's taxonomy places the organism in Eukaryota, Viridiplantae, Streptophyta, Magnoliopsida, Ericales, Balsaminaceae. The transcript is spliced from 2 exons. The record is from RefSeq and is a predicted model, not a curated record. Bases 27 to 1121 code for a protein of 364 amino acids. Gene Ontology annotation, molecular function: S-adenosylmethionine-dependent methyltransferase activity; O-methyltransferase activity; protein dimerization activity.
ACACAAAUUCAUAGAAAGAAAGAGAGAUGGCUAAGAGAAAUGAGGAAGAAGCUAAUGCCCAAGUUAACAUAUGGAAUUAUGUAUUCGGCUUCGCAGACAUGGCAGUAAUUCGUUGCGCCAUUGAUCUUGACAUACCCGACAUCCUUGAAAACCAUGUGGCCGAUAGCCCCAUGACUCUCUCCGAUCUAUCCUCAGCCGUCGGAUGUCCCCCUUCCACCCUCCACCGCAUCAUGCGAUAUUUAGUCAAUCGUCGCAUCUUUUGCGAAGAGCCCAUAGAAAUUGAUGGCUCCAAAUCAAAGGGUUAUGUCCCAACUCCUAUUUCUCGUCUCCUCAUGAGAAACCAUAACAAAAGCAUGGCCUCAUUCAUUCGGUUGCAGAGCAGCCCUUUUAUGUUGGCACCCUGGUUGGGACUAAGCAAAAGUGUCCUAACUGACUGCAAAUCCCACGCGUUUGAAGUAGCCAACGGCAAGGAUGUAUGGAGCUAUGCUGAGGCAAAUGCAGACCGUAUCAAGAUGAUCAACGAUGGAAUGGCGUGUGAUGCCAGGCUGACGGUGCCAGCUAUUAUUCGAGGAUGUCCGGAGGUUUUCCAAGGAUUGGAGUCGGUUGUGGAUGUCGGUGGAGGGGAUGGCACGACGCUGAAUUUGCUGGUGGAGGCUUUUCCGUGGAUUCGUGGCAUUAAUUUUGAUCUUCCACAUGUUGUUUCCGUCGCAAAAGAAUGUGUUGGUGUUGAACAUGUUGGCGGGGACAUGUUCAAAAUGAUUCCAAAAGCUGAUGCAAUUUUCAUGAAGUGGACUCUGCAUGACUGGGGAGAUGAAGAUUGCAUCAAGAUCUUGAAGAAUUGUAAAGAUGCUCUUACGAAAGGCAAAGGCAAGGUGAUAAUAGUGGAGGCGUUACUUAAAGAAGACGGAGUCGGAGUCGAGGAAGCGGAAGAGAAGGUGAAGGAAGAAGACGAUCUUGAGUAUGUGAGGCUCAUGUUGGAUAUGGUGAUGAUGGCUCAUACUGAAACCGGAAAAGAAAGGACACAAAAACAAUGGGAAGAUGUUCUCAACAAAGCUGGCUUUUCUCGAUACACUGUUCAUUGCAUUCCAGCCGUUCAAUCUGUGAUCGUUGCUUAUGCUUGAUCGAUCCUAGAUUUAAUAAAAAUAAAUAAAGAUAUUUCUUUAUUAAUGAAUGUUGGAAUGUUGGAAUGCUAAUAAAGUUGUAAUCUCUAUAUUUUAUAUAUUUCCUAUUAAUGUCAAUAAUGUUGGUUUCAUUAACUUAUAUAACAUAUUUUGUAAUUAAA